AGAGGUAACAAAGAGAGAGAGUGGAGGACAUAACCACAACCAACUGGAUCAAAUUCGUUUUGGUAAUAUUGGCCAUGUUGAUUCAGUAUCCUUACAAAAUCUAGUUUCAAUUUUAUCGACGUCAAAAAUAAACAAAGUCAACUGUUUUAUGGAGUUUGAUUUCAACUUUUAACGAAAACUAUUAAUCAAUAUCUUAAAUACAUUAUCUGCGAAAAAAUAGUAAAUAAUAAUCAAGGAGACAUUUGAACAUUUAAAAAACUUUGUUAAAUUGAAACCACCACGACUAGCCACUUACAAAAUGUUCUGGUAGACUUUAAAGAAUCAAAUCCUACCAGUACAAUUUCAUAGUCAUAGACAAAAAUUCUGGGAAGAAAAGAAUGAGCACUACCAGCAGUCUCAAACAGAUUGAAUGAUCAAAAAAAUUAUAAACUUCUUCAGAUUUGCGUAUUAACAAGAGAUCUAAAGUCUCCUCAUCAUAUACAUUGAGCCGUCAUUCAUUCAUUCUCGAUAGUGUGAAUUUUCGGUUGCUUACUUAGUCAAUAGUCAUAUAUACUUGUUUACUCUCUAUAUUAUUUUAUUGCUAGACUUCUUGACCAACUUUGCUCCAAUUAUUUGUUCUUGGCCUAUAUAAGCAUCACCUACAAUGGUUUCAAACUGCAAUCAGAAAUCAUUUUCGUAAGUUUCUAAUCAUUUUUUAGCAGAACGUUUUCAAUGGCAGCCGAGCGAUCAAGCUCAGUCAUCCUCCUCUCUGUUCUUGUACUUGCUUUGGUCCUGUCUCCAAUCCUUCCAUGUCAGGCAGCUCGAGCGCAUCUAGAUGUUGAAGGGCGUAUGCUUCUCCUGCUGGGAGCACAACGAGUACCACCACCGCCACCAAUUCGCUUCUGUCCUGCUUGUGCGUGUUGUGUUUGUGCACCGGCUCCAGCAGGUGCUUGCUGCCCAUGUCGAUGCACUAAUGACCCGUAAAUGUGGAGUUUGGUUUCAUCUAAUAGCUUUCGAUGUGUUUGAUAUCUAUAUAUUUAUAUUUACAUGUGAAUAAGCCAUCAAAAUAUUAGGGUCUGUUUGGAAUAUGUACCUUUUGUUUAUCAUAUGAUAUAUCCUCUGAUUAGGAAACAAAACAACGUUAUAUGUUAUCCCUUCGAGGGGCCUGUGACUU
Brassica napus (rape) is the source of this 1153-nucleotide messenger RNA. RefSeq lists its product as uncharacterized. Lineage: Eukaryota; Viridiplantae; Streptophyta; Magnoliopsida; Brassicales; Brassicaceae. The coding region runs from base 712 to 963 and encodes 83 amino acids. The record is from RefSeq and is a predicted model, not a curated record. The transcript has 2 exons.